Branchiostoma belcheri (Belcher's lancelet) is the source of this 1340-nucleotide messenger RNA. Its product is annotated as vasohibin-1-like. The record is from RefSeq and is a predicted model, not a curated record. Lineage: Eukaryota; Metazoa; Chordata; Leptocardii; Amphioxiformes; Branchiostomatidae. Gene Ontology annotation, cellular component: cytoplasm. Bases 371 to 1327 code for a protein of 318 amino acids. The transcript has 10 exons. Gene Ontology annotation, biological process: regulation of angiogenesis.
CAACAAAUAAACCUUUGGCUUCGCUUUGAAGUUUGAGUUACUUGACUCGCGCUCGCAACUGAAACUACUGACUGCAGUGACAGGCCAAUGAAGUGCAGCUCGUGACCCAACUGUUCCUGGAACCUGCCGGCUAUCCUUAGCCCUUUCCCGGUACAUCGAGAGUCACGCGCACCGAUUCGACAUGUUCUCCUAGAAACACUUCCAGCAUCACCCAAGCACAUUAGGCAUCAAGAGUUAAUUACCUAGAGAGACAACUGACUCUGAACUGAACCGAGCGUAAACCAGCUGACCAAGAGAGCGAGCUCUAGCGAGAUAUGAGACGUUAAACAAGAACAAGAACAACAACAACUAUCAACUUUGUGACCUCACCAUGGCCCUGACCUCGGGCAUGGCCGAUGAGAAGAAGCCAAACCUGACGUCUCCGAGAUGUGCGAUCAUCGGCAAUCCCGACCAAUCGCAGGCCGAGGAAGAGGAGGAGGUUGGUGAGGAGAACGGGGUUCUCUUCUACGUCAACAAGAGCGGGUUUCCGCUGAACGACAAGACCUGGGAGAGGAUGUGGCACCACGUCGCCAAAAUCCACCCCGACGGCAACAAAAUGGUCACAGAAAUUAGGAACAGCAAAGAACUACCCAGAGUGCCGAUGCCGGUGGUUCCAGUGUUCCCCACCAACACUCCCAUCACUGACCGGCUGUGGAUGGUGCAGAAGUACAUGUCAGAUCUACAAUAUAACCACACAGGAACACAGUUCUUUGAAAUCAGGAAAAAUCGGCCUCUCACUGGUUUAAUAGAUUCUGCCAAGGAGAUCAUACGAGAAGCCUUACCCAUCAAAUGUCUGGAGGCGGUCAUUUUGGGCAUUCAUCUGACCAACGGCAUGCCCGGAGUCGAGCGGUUUCCCGUCAGCUUCAAGUCUCAGUUUGGUUCCACGGUGCACAGACACGUGGUUCUGGGGGUGUACUGUGGCGGCAGGUACGGGGCUCUGGGCAUGAGCAGGAGAGAGGACCUCAUGUACAAACCUCUGGAGUUUAAGUGUUUAUCUGACUUAGUCCUUGAUUAUGAAGAAUCCUACGAAGGAUAUUUUCAUGUCCUGAAGAAGGUGAAGAUAGGCUACCCCGUUUCCCACGAUCCUCACAGCUACGAGUGCAUCCACUGGAAGGCUCUGACACUGAACAUGACCAAGCUGUCCAAGGACGGGGUGAGGAAGGAGGUGGAGAAAUAUUCCAGAGAAGUGAGAGCAAAAAUGAAGACCAGUGGCCUGGUGUCAGAGAGACCUCCCCUCGUACCUCCUCCUACUUCUCCGCGUAAGGACACCCCGGGGAGACCCAACUGAACACCCAUUCAGU